GAGGGGGUCCGCGGGGCGGGACCGGGACCGCGACCGGGACCGCUCCCGCCGCAGCAGAGGGUCCGCCCGCGCCGCUCCUCGCCAUGCUGCCGGCGCGCCUCCGCCCCGGGCGGCUGCUGUCCGCCGCGCCGCUCCGCCUGCCCCCGCCGCGGGGAGCCGCCGCCGCCGGCGGGGAGCCCGCCCGGAGCCCGGGCACCACCCGCGCUGAGCAGGCUCACAAGGUGGUUGCAAGUUACAAACCUUCGAAGUUUGACAAAAAAAUCCUCCUCUGGACCGGACGUUUCAAGACAGAAGAAGAGAUUCCUCCGAGGAUCCCGCCAGAGAUGCUGGACAGGGCAAGAAACAAAGCUCGAGUUAAAGCUUGUUACAUCAUGAUUGGACUCUCAGUUGUUGCCUGUUUUGCAGUGAUUGCCUCAGCUAAAAAGGCUGCUGCACGUCACGAGUCCUUAACAAGCUGGAACUUGGCAAAGAAGGCUAAGUGGCGGCAAGAGGCUGCGCUAGCAGCGGAGUCGAAGACAAAGUAACUUUGUAUGAAAUGCCAAAUGUCCUCAUAGGAGCAAAAUUAACUGUUGGUGAGAGCGAUUAGUGAAUUUCAUCAGUAAAUGGACAACUGUGGUAUUGCACAUGCUGGAGCCAGUAAGGGUAGUUACAGCAUCGCAAAAAGAAACAGAGGGUCUCUAAUAAAAGAGAUACUUGAUGUACUUGUUGCAUACAAUUAAAAUUAGUUAGAAUGUUCUGCGUAUGAUUAAAACCAGUAAUUAAUUUCAAAG
This is a messenger RNA of Harpia harpyja (harpy eagle), 770 nucleotides long. RefSeq names its product family with sequence similarity 162 member B (gene FAM162B). The transcript is spliced from 4 exons. The coding region runs from base 84 to 524 and encodes 146 amino acids. NCBI's taxonomy places the organism in Eukaryota, Metazoa, Chordata, Aves, Accipitriformes, Accipitridae. The record is from RefSeq and is a predicted model, not a curated record.